AAACCAAUGUCGACCAUUAUGGCUGCCGACGGGAGUGCGACGAAGGAUGACAGUGGAUAAAAGCCAGUGUUAUCUUUCAUGUGGCGUGUGGCACGCUAUUGAUAGCUAAUGUAACAUGUAGGUGCUGGAAUACAUCCGGCGUCAACAUUGAUACCGUGUUGGAAAUGGAUAAACUGAGCAUAAUAUCGGGGGCAUUGUUCUUCGCUGCGGAUAUAUUCGCUGUCACAAGUUUGGCGAUGCCGAACUGGAUAGUAUCAGAAAUCGGCGGGGACACAUAUAUCGGUCUGCUACAGACCUGCCUGACCAUCUACGGCCGCCCGACGAUCUGCUUCACGCCGGACCCGGUGCGAGGGGAGUGGCUCCUGACCUUUGUCUGCAUCGUGAUGGGGAUUCUGUGUAUCAGUGUCACUAUUGUGCUUCUCGGAGUCUCCUACUGGGAGUACAGGGUCAUGAAGUUUGCCCGCUGGCUCGGCUUUGUUGCAAUGAUUCUGUUUUGCCUGGCGGCAGUGAUCUUCCCUAUAGGAUUCGACAUGGAUCAGAUCGGGGGCGAGGCCUACCAGCUCCCCAACAACUUCCGGGUCGGAAUAUCCUACAUUUUCUUUGUCCUAGCUCUCUGGAUCACUGUUGUCUCUCAACUCUUUGCCAGUAAAGUCUGUCUGCCACAUUUCUGAUCUCCGAACAUUUAUGUGACUGGACGCUCCAAUUAUUCACACUAUGCUAGUCAAGAGGAGUGCAGUCAUGUGGUAGGCCUAGCAUCAGGAAUCUCACAGGCUUCCCUUCUGUAUUAGUGAUGAGUAGUGCUUACUAAUACCUCCACAUAGUGGCUGUGGUCGUUUGUACCUACAGCAAGUCAUCUGCAUUGACAGAGGGCGAAGUUCAUCGUCAGCACUUCACAAGUUUGUAUGCAACCACGUUUCUCCAUCACCUGUAAAUACCUAAGGCUACUUAGUGGUGUGGUCACUAUUUCGUAUCAUUCUAUGCCUGGUCUAACUGAGAGGAAAUAGACCGAUGAGAUCUUCGAUUACAAACGUUUUUCUUCUACAACAUGUGCCAUAUCUUGGACAGGUAGGUAUGUACAAAGUUCAUGCAUCAGUAGGGCUCAUUUGACUUCCGUGGAAUCUACAAAGCCUGACACAUUCAUUAGCAAAGUGAAAAUAGGCUCAGGACUCUUCUCCACAGUGUGGCUGUAUGUAUUAAACAGGUGAUGGAGACACGUAAUGGCUACAAUCCAGUGAAGUAUUCAUCAUGACCAAAUUUCACAUCAACUGUUUCUCUAUCGAAGCCAGCCGGGAGAUACGGUGGUCUUGACAGAUGAUCUCCGUUGUGUACCUGUCUUUGCCUGAGAGGAUGUAGACGGCCAUUGUUGUAGAGAAUAUAACCUGCUAUUCUUCGUUGGGUACAAUUAGGUUCUGAAGAAUCAUGUUUCGAAAGCCGAUUCCUUCUUGGAAUGAAUGUAGAAUGUAAUAAUAUUGGAACCUUUGCUGUCCUGUUGUGAAGAUGUGUCACAUUCACUGAUGCGAUAGCACUAUUUAUUAUCCAUGUUUUUUUCCUUUUCUACAAUGAAGAAAUUAAAGUGCAGUUUUCUCCUGAGAUGCCUUGCACAAGUAUUAUGAAGAGCUUUCAGGCAAAUGUACAGAAAUGAUGAAAUCCAUGUUUGUAUGAACAAAGAAGCAUUGUUCUGUAAAACAAACAAUGACAAAGGUAGCACUUCUUUUGCAUAUUAUCAAACAACUUGGUGGACAACAAUACAUCAUAUGUUCAAAAACAAUUUUCUGAAACUCUAAAUUGGUGAUGAUAAUAGCUACCAUCUGCAUUCCAGUAAGAAGUUGUGAAAUCUUCCGAAUUGAAAAUCCAACUGAAAAAUCAUCCAUAACUCAGCUGAUGGUAUUUGCAGAAUUUUGUUAGAAGGUCCUUUUGACACUUACGUCCAACUUAGUACCUUACUUUUCCAGGUAUUUCCUUCCACAAGUGCAAUGACUGUAGAUCUGCAGCGUGAUGUUUGUGCAUACUCUGUAGAAGUGUAGGGCUGCUGAGGUGUAUUCUGAUGAUAGUCCAUAGUGUACAUAAUCUGUAGGUACAUGGAAAUAUACCCAAUAGAGAGGGAACCAGUGGAGUGAGCUCACCUGAAUACGUUUCUCUAGCUACUGUGGGCCAUGUGUUGUUUCAGUAACUUUGUCUGGUGAACUCAUUCAGCCAAUGCAAGAGGCCUGCUUUGUCCACACAUUGGGUUAGUGUCACUGGUGGUGUACAGACUAAUCAUCCUUUUCCAAAUAUAAACGUGAUAUCCUGUGCCCCAUUCAUGACAUCCCGUGCCCUAUACAUGAUAUCCUGUGUUCGAUACAUAAUAUUGUGUGUCCCAGACAUAAUAUCCUGUGCCCCAUUCAUGACAUCCCGUGCCCCAUACAUGAUAUCCUGUGCCCCAUACAUGAUAUCCUGUGCCCCAUACAUAAUAUCCUGUGCCCCAUACAUGAUAUCCUGUGUCCCAUACAUAAUAUCCUGUGCCCCAUACAUGAUAUCCUGUGCCCAUACACGAUGUCCUGUGCCUCACACAUAAUAUCCCUUGCCCCAUACAUGAUAUCCUGUGUCCAAUACAUGAUAUCCUGUGCCCCAAACAUGACAUCCUGUGCCUCAUACAUAAUAUCUUAUGUCCCAAACAUGAUAUCCCCAGCCCCAUAUAUGACAUCCCGUGCCCUAUACAUGAUAUCCUGUGUCCAAUACAUACUAUCCCAUGCUCCAUACAUGAUAUCAUGUGUCCCAUACAUGAUAUCCUGUGCACCCUACAUAAUGUCCUGUGUCCCAUGCACGAUGUCCUGUGCCCCAUACAUAAUAUCAUGUGUCCCAUACAUAAUAUCACGUAGCCCUUACAUGAUAUCCUGUGCCUCAUAGAUGACAUCCUGUGCCUCAUACAUGAUAUCCUGUGCCCCAUACAUGAUAUCAAGUGCCCCAUACAUGAUAGGCCCACUUGUGUAUUCAAGUACAACACUUGUGUAUUCGUAUACAACACUUGUGUGUUCAUGUACAACACUUGUGUUUUCGUAUACAACACUUGUGUAUUCGUAUACAACACUUGUGUAUUCAAGUACAACACUUGUGUAUUCAUGUACAACACUUAUGUAUUCAUGUACAACACUUGUGUAUUCAUGUACAACACUUGUGUAUUCAAGUUCAACACUUGUGUAUACAUGUACAACACUUGUGUUUUCAAGUACAUCACUUGUGUAUUCGUAUACAACACUUGUGUAUUCAUGUACAACACUUGUGUUUUCAUGUACAACACUUGUGUAUUCAAGUACAACACAGUAGCUGUGUAGGACAUGUGCGGACUAAGGGGGCCUCAUUCUAUAAGUGUUUUAUUGGCUAUAUGUGUGUAUUGUAGUCUGGCAUGCAAGAUGGCAACUCAGUGCCAUUACCAAGCUUGGUAUGAAGGACAUGGAUAUAAGAUAUUCAUUGUAAAUAGUUGUAUUGUCCAACCACAGGAGCUAUGUCAGGGUAUUGUCUCCAUCAAAGUUUUCCCCGGACUUAAUUGUUCAUUUUCUUAAAGCUUGGGACACUACGUGCAGUGGGCACAUUGUUUGUACUCGAGAUGAAGAUGUGAUCAGCAUCAUAUUUAUCCUUUCCAAAGAAAAGUUCCUUAUGUUUCUAACGACGAUUGCUAUCAUUUUAUCAAGACAAUAUUGUCAUGCAGUUGAUCUGCAAGUCACAGCUGAGGAGCUUUAACAUUACUGACGCCACAUUUUGUUGUAUUCAUAGAUUGGGAGAAAAUUAAAACUAGAUUUAUGUUCCUGAACAUAUGUUAUUAAUGAGGAUGCAACUUAUCACUAGCCGUUUCAGUUUGUGUACUUAUAAAGUAUCCCAGGGGCUGGUACAAUUCCCGGCUUGUUCGUGGUUGUCCUUCUAUGUUAUCACUAUUGAGACUUAGGGAAUGUUUCCAUUCAUCCCUGUUUUAUAUGUACAUUUGUAAACAUUUCACUGAGAACACUGCUAACAAGCAUUAAUGUAGUUAGGUAAUGGUCAACAGAAGGAAGUACCUGAACAUGAAUCUCAUCCUUAUUCCUUCCAAUCCAAUGCUUACUGACCUACUUGUGUUUACAUGUUUCCAAUGACUACUUUUUUCAAAGCAUUUAUUAGCUAUUUAUUUCAAUCUGACGAAGGACAAAAAUAAUGCUGUAGGAUUUGUCACGGAUGUUGGUGUUAUGUCGAAUCAUUAACGUCCUUCAGUUUAACACUGGCUAAGUGUGCAAUAGCUGGUUUAAUCGUGUAAGUCCAGAUGGAUGUAACUUCUUUUAAAAGACAUGAAAUGUUUAAUGAACACUCCAGUUAUCUUUUCCAAAAUGUGAAGGGAUAUGUAUAUGAUGCAGAAUCUUCAUUUUGGUCUUUGAUGAGGAUUUUUAGAGCAGGGAACAGGAUGCCCAGUUUCCCAAGGUGUUGCAGUUCAAAUUGCUGAGUUACAUCCCUUAGCCAUGCCAGGAUUUGCUGGUCAUUGGUUCAAAUUUGGUGAUUCCCGGUCUGUCAGUACCAGGCUGAUUUGUUUUCCCUAAGUGGGAGUUCUCUAUGAUAUCUGUCAUUUCCACCCACAUUUGGCCUUGCUGUAUUUAUGCUUGGUUUACAGAUCCGCUGAACUUAAAAAUGAAAACUUAAGAGAAAUAAAUAAUAUCAGAAGGGCUAGGUUAAUUUAAUACCGCAGAUGGUAAAUAUCUCUUUGACAAUAUUUUUGUUACCACUUUACCAAUCUAAGUAAAAAUUUAAGAUGAUAAAAAAAUCCAUUUUAAGCAUAUUUUUUACAUUUCAUUUUUUAUCUCCCGACCAAAUGUUUCUCUAUAAAAAUCCGAAAUGCUGAUAUGACCAACAUUAAAAGAUCUGUUACAAAGUCUCUCUUAAAGCUAACCAUGCUAGCACAGAGUUACAUAUAUUGGGUACUUCAGGGUAUAGAAUUGUAUAUUAUCAAUCUCAGUGGAAAUGCAUUGAAUACUUAGGAAUGAUAGUUGCAGAAAUCAACCCAAUAAGUUACAAGAUGUAUCCAUGUUAAUAAUUUAUUAUGAUUAUUUUUUCUGAUUGUUUGGGCCAGCUGUAUGUACAGUCCUCCCAUACUGUGUACAUCUAGUCUCGGAUUAUGUGAACAGUAUUUAGUGGCAUGAUCGGAAGAGGAAGACAUGCAUGAUACAUGAACCAUGGUUUUGUCCAUUGUGUGUGUUGUGGAGCAAUGUGAUACCUUGUACAAAAACCACUUUGACAUAUGGAGGGCAGUUAGAUGUUGAGUCAGCACAACCCUGGUGGGCCUACACAAGGCGCGGGGUAGAUGAAGGAGCGGGGUAGAUGAAGGUGCGGGGUAGAUGAAGGUGGGGGGUAGAUGAAGGAGCGGGGUAGAUGAAGGUGCGGGGUAGAUGAAGGUGCGGGGUAGAUGAAGGCGCGGGGUAGAUGAAGGAGCGGGGCAUAAGCCUGCAUCACAGAUAUAUGCUGACAAGAAGAGUGUUUUACUUUAUUUACGAUAAGUGCAUGUCCUUGAUCGUCGUCGGUUGUCCAGUGUGUUAUGUCGCCAUUCUGUUAGGAUCAGGGGUGGUCGGGUAGCCUAGUGGUUAAAGCGUUCACUUGUCACGCCGAGGACCCGGGUUCGAUUCCCGACAUUGGUACAAUGUGUUAAGCCCAUUUCUGGUGUCCCCCGCCGUGAUAUUGCUGGAAUAUAGCCGAAAGUGGUGUAAACUCACUCACACACUCACUGUUAGGAUCAAUAGCCUGGUCCCAUUGGUCACAAUAGCAUAGUGACAUCACCAGCUCUAUCCCACAGGCCCUUGUGGUGUUGCUUAAACAAGUGUCAGAAAUGCUGCGUCCUAUUAUUUAAGAAAUAAACGAUAAGUGGGAGUUGUUUAUUGUACAACAAAACUCUGCUGGGAGAAUAAACCUUGAGGGGCACAGUCCCUUCAGUGUUUUAUUGUACGAAAAACAAUGACCACGAGUUGUUUAUUUCUUACAUGAGAUAUCAACAUUAUGUACAGCCUCUUUAAGGAUGAUGGUGACAUGUACAAGCCUUAAAAGUACUAAGCCGUAUUUAAAUAUUGAUAACUCCCUGAAUAGAAUCUGACCGCGUCAAUGUUGGACAAGUCCAUCAUAUGCACAGGUGGGUAUUUCCUGCAUUUUCUGACAAUCCUCACGUCGAAUACCUAUACCUUUUCUCCCAAUACCGAUUGUCAUAUCUCUCCCGGUUUUGGAUGCGAUCGUUUGGCCAUCGUGUUUAUCUGCUUUGCACAACUACAUCUAUGGGGAACAACUCACUAGACACUCCCCUCUCAAAAAAUAACGUCGUCAAACAUACUGCGUCAUCAAGUUGCGAAUCUCCAGAAAUGACGUCAUGGUAGAACAAUGUUUUAUCAUGAAGUAAACCUUGCUUGUUCUUCAUUCAUCAGUGUGAUUUAUGGUGCAGCUAUCUUAUAUACCGCUGUGUAAAGAUAAUAUAUUUCUGACACUCAUUUAAGCAAUGACACAAGGCCCUGUGCUCCAUCCCUCGGGGCACAGAAUUUCUGUCUCUCAACCAAUCAAAAUGGCCCUUGUGAAUUCGAGUGAGUCAUAGAUUUACGUUCAAAAUGGCAGCUUUAUCUAACUGAACCAUGUAUUUAAAUGAUUGACAAAAAUGUUUUAAAUGAUUUUUUAGUUGGUAAACAUGGUAGACAGGGCAGGAAAGUCCUCAUUAGCUUCUGCUUGAAUGAGACGGCAUACAAAACUUGAGACAAGUACGGGUGAUAUGGCUGCUUUAUUAAAUCCUGAAAGAACAAAUUUUGUUUUAUUGGAUAUCUAUUUUUGUGCCAUUCCAAAAUAAAUGAAUGGGUCCAGGGUAUGAUAGUAUGGAGAUGUGAUACACUGGGUGAUCAAGGGUAUGAUAGUAUGGAGAUGUGAUACACUGGGUAAUCAAGGGUAUGAUAGUAUGGAGAUGUGAUACACUGGGUAACCAAGGGUAUGAUAGUAUGGGGAUGUGAUACACUGGGUAACCAAGGGUAUGAUAGUAUGGGGAUGUGAUACACUGGGUAACCAAGGGUAUGAUAGUAUGGAGAUGUGAUACACUGGGUGAUCAAGGGUAUGAUAGUAUGGAGAUGUGAUACACUGGGUAACCAAGGGUAUGAUAGUAUGGGGAUGUGAUACACUGGGUAACCAAGGGUAUGAUAGUAUGGGGAUGUGAUACACUGGGUAACCAAGGGUAUGAUAGUAUGGAGAUGUGAUACACUGGGUAAUCAAGGGUAUGAUAGUAUGGAGAUGUGAUAGACUGGGUAACCAAGGGUAUGAUAGUAUGGAGAUGUGAUACACUGGGUGAUCAAGGGUAUGAUAGUAUGGAGAUGUGAUACACUGGGUAACCAAGGGUAUGAUAGUUUGGAGAUGUGAUACACUGGGUAACCAAGGGUAUGAUAGUAUGGGGAUGUGAUACACUGGGUAACCAAGGGUAUGAUAGUAUGGAGAUGUGAUACACUGGGUAACCAAGGGUAUGAUAGUAUGGAGAUGUGAUACACUGGGUAACCAAGGGUAUGAUAGUAUGGAGAUGUGAUACACUGGGUUAUCAAGGGUAUGAUAGUAUGGAGAUGUGAUACACUGGGUUAUCAAGGGUAUGAUAGUAUGAAGUUGUGGUACACUGGGUAAUCAAGGGUAAGAUAGUAUGGGGAUGUGAUACACUGGGUAACCAAGGGUAAGAUAGUAUGGAGAUGUGGUACACUGGGUAAUCAAGGGUAUGAUGGUAUGGAGAUGUGAUACACUGGGUAACCAAGGGUAUGAUAGUAUGGGGAUGUGAUACACUGGGUAACCAAGGGUAUGAUAGUAUGGGGAUGUGAUACACUGGGUAAUCAAGGAUGGCCCUUGAUGUGCAAGUGGGGAUUUGCUGAAACAGGUGCUUUUAUUUAUUAGGCCAAUCCAACUUUUUUGUUUAAAUGUCUUGAGGGCAAAGUCAAUAUUAAGAAAAUUUAUAUGUUGCCAAGUUUGAUUUGAGGCUAAUUUAUUGCAGAAAACUCUUGAACUAAAAGUAAAACAUAAAAAGUAAAAAGUGUUAAAUAAAACAGCAUUCUGUCCUUUCAACUUAUGUAAAAUGUAGGGUAACCAUUAUGAGCUGAGGUUUUUAGUGAAACAAGAAACUACAUUCAUCUGUCUAUCGUAUAAUUUUAGAACUAUUCACAGACCGCCUUCAUAUAGCCGGAAUAUUGCUGAGUGCGGCGUUAAGCAACAAACAAAGAAAAGAAAAGAGUUUUAUGAUGUUGAAUGUUAUGAUUUUGCCAGAAAGGGUGAAAGGUGAAAGCCCCGAUAUGUCUGGCUCAUGAAGUGUGUUGAUAGUGGAUGUAUAUAGUUUUGGAGACAUAGUAUUCAACUUUGAUUGAAACUUUUAUGCUUUCAUAGUAGGCCACAUUUAUCAUUUGUUAUCAAGAGUUCAGGGUUACACAUGGCCACUGUGUUGCUAUUGAGGGCAGUGUUUGAAUUUAAUAUACCGUAUUCGACGUAAUAAGCACCCUGCUCUAAUAAGCGCCCACGUCGAUAUUUGCUAUUAUAUUGGCUAGUGAAAAUCCCAAGUAGCACCCCUUCCAAUUGAUCAAUGUACACAAGACUUAAUUAUUUGUGUAUAAUACGUGAGUUGUAUGCAUCCUUAAUCAUGGGAAAUUAAAUUCUGGAAAAAUAUAUAUGUCGUAUAUAAACAUUUCAGGCUGUCAGCAUAAACCACGAAAUUUACCAUCUUUCAACUCUGUUUUUUUUUUCACCAAAAUAAUAUUCUGAUAAGAGCCCCCUAUUUAUAAUUUUGAGAGCGCCCUGGGCGCUUAUUACGUCGAAUACGAUAAGUCUGCUAGUCCGAGACCAGGAAAUUUCAGGACUAGUAACAAUUUCUUGUGGACUACCACUUUUCCUAUUAGGUAGAUUGCAUCGCUGUAGCGCAAGUUUGUUGACUAGUGAAACUAUGUCGGAAGCUGUGUAGACCAGUAGUGACUUGUCCAGUGAAAGAAAGGCUGCUUUGAACCUUAUAUGUGAUCAGUUUAGUGUUGUAAUGGCCAAAGUUUAACAAAAAGGAAUCCUUUCAUAAAUAUGGAGGGACAUUUUGUAGGUUGCAGUGCUUAGAGGAUGUUAUACAAUAAUAACCUAUCUUUUACCUCAAUGACGAACUGUGCUGUGAAAACCAACUCUAGUAUAUGCAGAUGACAGCAUGAGAGUGGAGUAUGGUGGGUGUCACACCAGAACAGCUUGAAUUUGAGUUGGUAUCCAUCGGGGCCUAUAAGUGCGCUUGCACUCAAUACAUGAACAUCUCUGCAACUUAUGGAUCUUCCAAAAAAUCACUCUACGCUGUUCAUCAGUUUCUGUUUUGUUGAUAUUUUUACUAAUUAUUUAUUAGUAUUUUAUGAUUCACAUAUGUUCUGAAUUGGAACAGAUGUUUUCUGUGGUUGUUCAGAGUACCUGGACAAGAGGCUAAUCAAAACAGUUGAUUUCAUAUAUUAUGAAGAUUUUUGUUUAUGGGAAAGUCAUUGUUUUGAAAGCUGAAGAUACAAUAAAGAAUCUGUGUGUAUAUCUUGCAUGAAUUUGUCAUGUAUAUUUUGUUUUGUUGAAAAUGAUUUUAUGAGAAAACUAUUUGUGCAUGCAAUAUUGAUGAGUGUUGGUUUUGAUAAAAUGUUUUGUACUGUUAUGUUUCUUGCAUUUUGAUCAUCAUUUCAAAUAUUGGAACUUGGUGACGAGUUUAUGUAGAAAGACCUUUUAUGAUAAUAUAUUGUGGAUGUUGGAUCCACAUUUCAGCACAGCAGUCCGUGUUUGUUUCUGGCAGAGUUCUCCAGGAAGCCAAAUAGUAAUACCUCAUUCAUAACAAACAAGUUUCCCAAUGUUUCACUCCAUGCUUAAUAAUUGGGUCAAGUGUAAUAUAUGAAGAAGACAAUAUAUGGAUGUCAACUGCUUUAUUAUGAGGAACACAACGUUUUGGAGUUUAUACUUACUCCUUCAUCGGGUGAAUUAUUGCUAUGAAGCAGAUAACAUGUAUGUUUCUGUAAGAACAAAAAAAGUAAUAAGAUAACAAAGGUGGAAACUUAACUAUACUCCGUAGCAUUGUGUUCCUCAUGAUAAAAAAGUUGACAUCCAUAAAUUGUCUUCCUUAUGUGUAUCACUUCUUAAUGCCAUUCAAAGACUACAAAUAAUACGGAAUUGUAUUAAGAGAAAAAUGUUCCCAGAUUUGCUAAUUUUGGUCACAAUGUCAUUAUUUCUAAGGGACAUAACUCUUAUCUGUAAAUUUUAGAAUGUUGUGAUCGUUUUUCCAAGGUCAAGGUAUUUCAGUUUGGAAAUAAAAAAAUAUUAUAUGGAUAUAUUUGUUUGAGAUAACGUGUAAUUCUGUAUGUCGCCCAAACAAAAUCUAUUAUUGACAGGAUACCUACAGUUAAUGAUGGAACAAGAUGAUAAUUAUUGAUAUUCAGACCUUUUUAGAAUAUUUUGAGAACUUAGCAACUUUGAGAAAUUGAAUAUCUGUAAUGUUCUCCAUCAUCAUGGCAAUAUUUUCAUCCUUUAUCUCUAGGCGGAGCUGUUGAUCAGCCUUGUGUUACAUGUAAGUGAUGGAAUAAACACUUUUAAUCAUU
Messenger RNA from Haliotis rufescens (red abalone), 10559 nucleotides. RefSeq lists its product as uncharacterized. Gene Ontology annotation, biological process: negative regulation of smoothened signaling pathway. Lineage: Eukaryota; Metazoa; Mollusca; Gastropoda; Lepetellida; Haliotidae. The transcript is spliced from 3 exons. Gene Ontology annotation, cellular component: Golgi apparatus; ciliary membrane. Bases 165 to 671 code for a protein of 168 amino acids. The record is from RefSeq and is a predicted model, not a curated record.